AUGGGCAGAAAGGUGUGCAUCUCGCUUGUAAUCCUCGCGCUUGUACUGCUCGCUGGCUCGAACACGAGGGCCGCGGCGGGCUACAGCAAAGGCGAGGCGCUGAUGCCCUCGUCGUCUUCCUCCAUGAAGCUGGAGGACGGCGUGGCGCCCGAGCUCGGGGUGAUGACGGUGGUGAACCUGGACGUGCACAGCCGCCUCCUCGGCGGCAAUAAUGUCGCCCCGAGGUCCCUGGAUCCCAACAGGCCUGUCUGCCUUGUUACUCCGUGCGCCGCCGGAGGGCCGUCCAGUGGCGGCGGCCGGGGCUGCAGCCCACAUUACCAGUGCCGCCACUGA
This is a messenger RNA of Triticum turgidum subsp. durum (durum wheat), 333 nucleotides long. NCBI's taxonomy places the organism in Eukaryota, Viridiplantae, Streptophyta, Magnoliopsida, Poales, Poaceae. The record is from the annotation of a GenBank genome assembly.